Messenger RNA from Magnolia sinica, 279 nucleotides. RefSeq names its product cell division control protein 48 homolog D-like. The record is from RefSeq and is a predicted model, not a curated record. The transcript is spliced from 3 exons. NCBI's taxonomy places the organism in Eukaryota, Viridiplantae, Streptophyta, Magnoliopsida, Magnoliales, Magnoliaceae. The coding region runs from base 1 to 279 and encodes 92 amino acids.
AUGGCACGACAUGCAGAAUCAUCAUACUCGAAGAAGAAGGAUUUCAGCACAGCUAUCUUUGAAAGGAAGAAGGCUAUAAAUCGUCUGGUCGUUGAUGAGGCGACAAACGACGACAAUUCCAUCAUCUCCCUCCAUCCCGACACCAUGGACAAGCUCCAGCUCCUCCGCGGCGAUACCAUUCUCAUCAAGGGGGGAAAGAAAAGGAAUACAAUCUGCAUUGCUCUUGCUGAUGAUAAAUGUGGUGAGCCUAAGAUUUUGAUGAGUAAGGUGGUUAGAUAG